AUGCUGCGGCAUGAAUUGACUCCAGUAGAGCAGCCUGUAUCACUGCUACCUAGGGAUAAAACAGCUUGCUUGUGGAUAUCUGAUGUUAUAAUUCUUCAAUGUAUUUUAGUUUUCGCCGGAGCAGCGACAAUCACAUACUGCGUCUGGUCGCCGGAGCACUCUAAAUACGACUAUGACAAAUUAGCUCGAAUCAUGUAUUUAUACGACGCUCACGCCUGUGGCUGCAACAUUCGAGGCUCCAAGUCAAUAACAACAUUACAGUUCAGCAAUGAGACAUACGGUCUUAAUAUCCGUCCCAUCAAGUACAUGCCGGCAAUUGUGACUGUGUCUACCAGGCUUUCAACGAAAACUAGGAAAUUCAUCAAAUAUUCCAUAUUGAUUCACAGCUACUGGAUGAUUAUUGCCAUAGCCUUACGUAUCUUCCGAUUCGCAACCAAGUUGCGCGUCUUGAAGUUCAUUCUCACCCUCAGCUACUACAGUUGCAUAUUCGUUAUCUUCUUUGACAUAUCUAUGGCUAUAUUGUACAUUUCUCACAUACAACAGAGCUUGACCACCGGCAUGAUCCUGAGGUAUAGUGGCUGGAGUGUUGAAAUGAAACUGUCUCGCUACAAUAGUUUCGGGGGUUGGCUGCCUAUGAUCGCUUCCAUAUGCUGGUUACGAGGUAUCAUAAUCUUCGGCUUGAACGUCUACAUAUGCAGGGUCAUCAGUAUUAUGAAAAGAAGGAUCUGGAAACGGGAAGUGAAGAAGAAGUUGAUGCUUGAAGAAAAUAGGCCCAUACCCGAGCCUAAGUAUCAAGAACCGAUGGAUAGGAGCGUGCUGUAUUAUAGAACUGGUGAAUAUCAACCGGUGAAGAAAACGCACUUUCCUGUAUUUUUCUAA
This is a messenger RNA of Zerene cesonia (dogface butterfly), 879 nucleotides long. RefSeq lists its product as uncharacterized. Lineage: Eukaryota; Metazoa; Arthropoda; Insecta; Lepidoptera; Pieridae. The transcript is spliced from 3 exons. Bases 1 to 879 code for a protein of 292 amino acids. The record is from RefSeq and is a predicted model, not a curated record.